Messenger RNA from Pieris napi, 1589 nucleotides. RefSeq names its product protein lifeguard 1-like. The coding region runs from base 230 to 1156 and encodes 308 amino acids. The transcript has 8 exons. Gene Ontology annotation, cellular component: membrane. Lineage: Eukaryota; Metazoa; Arthropoda; Insecta; Lepidoptera; Pieridae. The record is from RefSeq and is a predicted model, not a curated record.
UUACCAAAUACCAAUGUCCAAUAGUGAUCGGUGUUGUCUGAAUACAGAAAGUGCUGUUAAUAAGCAUUUUAUUGUGAUUUGAACAAAUUUCCAAUUGUGUUUGUGUUCUUUUAGACUAAAGUGCGAUUUUGAUAGUGUUACAGAGCUUUUUGCUUCAUAAGUUCUACAAAAUAUUGUCAAAACGGCAACCGAAAAGAUAAACUCAUCUGAGCAACCCAACUACAACACAAUGUAUCAACAAGGUGGUUAUCCGCAAGCCGGGUACCCGCAACCCGGUUAUCCUCAAGGAGGCUACCCGCAAGGAGGUAUCCCGCCAGGCGGCUACCCUCCCCAAGGCGGCUACCCUCCCCAAGGUGGCUACCCCCCUGGUGGUUAUCCUCCGCAACCAGGAUUCCAGGCUGCAGGCUAUGGCGGUGCAGGAUAUGGAGAACCUGGUUAUGGAGGGCCUGCGGGAUUGGGUGAUGAUGCCGACGUGAAAGGCUUCGAUUUUAACGAGCAGACCAUCAGGAAGGCAUUUGUCCGGAAGGUGUACUCCAUUUUGAUGUGUCAGCUGCUUGUAACGCUCUCCUUCAUCACUCUGUUCGUAUACCAUGCACCAACCAAACUAUGGGCACAGCAAAAUACAUGGGCUUUCUGGGUAGCGUUCGUGGUGAUGUUUGUAUGUCUGAUCGCGAUGUCGUGUUGCGGCGACCUCCGCCGUCAGUCGCCGACCAACUUUAUUUUCCUUGGACUCUUCACCCUCGCAGAGAGCUUCUUGCUUGGCGUCACCAGCUCUGUUUAUAAGAGCGAUGCGGUAAUGAUGGCGGUGGGAAUAACGGCGGCUAUCUGUCUCGCUCUAACCCUCUUCGCGAUGCAGACCAAAUGGGACUUUACGGCCAUGGGUGGUAUACUAUUGUGUGCUACCGUGAUACUCUUGCUGUUUGGUAUAAUCGCGAUCUUCAUCCCUCGCAACUCAAUAGUGAUGCUCGUCUAUGCCUCCGUUGGAGCACUGCUUUUCUCGGUUUAUCUGAUCUACGAUACUCAGCUGAUGAUGGGCGGUAAACACAAAUACAGCAUUUCGCCAGAGGAAUAUGUGUUCGCGGCUCUUAAUCUAUACUUGGACAUCAUAAACAUCUUCAUCUACAUCCUUACGAUCAUUGGCGUUGCUAAAGAUUAAAUUGUUGGUAUUGGUUGGUGUUGGUCUAUGGUAGCUUUGGCUUUUGACAUAGAGAAUGGACUAAGCAAUGCCCACUUCUAUACUCUGUUGCAAGAGUGAAAAACGAUUGACCUGUACUACGUUACCUAAAUCAAAUACUCCUGUUCGCUAACCAUUUUUUUUCCGUUAUUCUUUCCAAAUUACGUAAUAAAGUCAAAAAAGCUCAUCAUGGGAUGGGCUGGAUAAUUUAAUAAUUAUUUUUGGGUAUUCUUGUUGAAUUUUAGUUAAUAUUUCUUGUAUUGUUUCCGAGCCAUUCAUUAUGAACUAUCAGGAUGUCAUUCAAAUAUUUUUAUGGAUUUAUUUCGUUGGUCGAUUUUCGCUCUUAGUUGAAACAGAAAAGAAGUAAGUGACAAUAAAUUGUCCAAACAUAGUGAAUAUUGUCAAAAACAUUUUC